This is a messenger RNA of Juglans microcarpa x Juglans regia, 2769 nucleotides long. RefSeq names its product inactive TPR repeat-containing thioredoxin TTL3-like. Gene Ontology annotation, cellular component: cytoplasm. The transcript is spliced from 7 exons. The record is from RefSeq and is a predicted model, not a curated record. Bases 231 to 2381 code for a protein of 716 amino acids. Gene Ontology annotation, molecular function: protein binding. Lineage: Eukaryota; Viridiplantae; Streptophyta; Magnoliopsida; Fagales; Juglandaceae.
GUCUACCUCUCUCUUAAAAUCACUUUCCAUAACUCACAUUCAUUCUUUGCUUCAUCCCUCUUAUAUCACGAGAUCCCCAUCUCCCUCCAUCUCUGUCUCUGCCUCAAAGUUUCUCUGCUAUUACAUCUCGUCCUAUUUGUACUGUUAAGCGCAAACAUUGCCGAUAGAACGUACUUCUAGCCCCGCAAACAUCUCCAACUCUUCACAAACAAUCUUUAGACUUGUACGACAUGUCACAUUCUGCGAAACCCAUACAAGAAAUGGGCGUCGAUUCCUUAAUAACUCGGUUCCAGAACUCGCUUGGUUGCGACCAAAACAAGCCCGACUUCAGAGAACUCGAUCUGGGCUCGCCCGUCUCUCCCCUGAUGACUACUACUCGGGGCUCCGUUGCCAAUGGUAGUUGUGGUGGUGCAGCCACUUCGAGCUGCAGUUCGAGCUCGUCUGGAUCCAUUUCGGGUAAGAAUAACAACAACCAAUUGGUUAAGAGAUCCGAGAGUAAGCCAAACAAUCUCUCCAGUGAGCCCUCCGGUUUGUCCGAAACCAGCCCAAUUACCCCCGAGAGCCUCCGAUCCGUUAAAAGUAACCAUAGUUCGAAACCGGGUCAUCGGCGAUCGGUCUCUGCUGGACCUCCAUUGAUCUACUCAGGUAGAAGCUUCAGUAGUGCUAGCAACAAUGCCUCUGGCAACGGAGCAACUUCAGCUUCAUCGUGUUCGAGCACGAAUGCAUUACCCAGUGGCAACAUUUGCUCCCCUGGGAAAAUCUUAAAGGCUGGUACCGCUCCUAAAAAUGCCUCUAGGACUGAUGUUUUGGGUUCUGGGACUGGUAACUAUGGCCACGGUAGCAUAAUGCGUGGUGGUGCUAAAUGGGCUUCCGCUGGAAGUGCUGCAGACACUAAUGUAACUGGGAAUAUACAGUUUGCAGGAGAAGCGGUGAUGCUUAAGCGUGCAAUGGCGAGUACUGAUCCCGAGGAGGUUAAAAAGGCUGGGAAUGAACUUUACAGGAGAGGGCAUUUUGCGGAGGCCUUGUCCUUGUAUGCUCGGGCUGUUUCGCUGUGGCCGGAUAAUGCGGCCUACAGGAGUAAUCGGGCGGCGGCAUUGACGGCACUGGGGAGAUUGGGCGAGGCGGCGUCGGAGUGUGAGGAGGCAGUGAGAUUGGAUCCUGGUUAUGGGAGGGCACACCAGAGGUUGGCAUCUCUUUAUCUCCGUUUUGGGCUGGUCGAAUACGCUCAGCGCCACCUAUAUUUCACUGGUCAACAGCCUGAUCAAUCUGACUUGCAGAAGCUAAAGUCAUUGGAGAAGCAUCUGAACCGAUGUGCAGAUUCUCGAAAGAUAGGUGAUUGGAAGAGUGCAAUUAGGGAAUCUGAUGCGGCCAUGGAAGUAGGAGCAGAUUCCUCCCCUCAGCUUGUUGCUUGUAAAGCUGAAGCCCUUCUAAAGCUCCAUAACCUUGAAGAAGCAGAGUCUAUUCUACUGAACAUUCCUAAGUUGGACAAUUUUCCUCCUUCCUGCUCACAAACCAAGUUCUUUGGUAUGCUUGCUGAAUCUUACCUGCUCUAUGUCCGAGCCCAGAUUGAGAUGGCAUUGGGAAGGUUUGAAAAUGCUAUUGUGGCAGCAGAGAAGGCUGGCCUGAUUGAUUAUAGUAAUGUUGAGGUUUCGAGGAUGUUAACCAAUGUGAAAAUGGUGGCAAGAGCUCGCUCCCUGGGGAAUGAUCUCUUUAGCUCUGGAAGGUUUGCUGAAGCCUGUUCGGCCUAUGGAGAAGGCCUAAAAUAUGAUAGCUCCAAUUCUGUUCUCUCCUGUAAUAGAGCAAUUUGUUGGUCUAAGCUUGGACUAUGGGAACAAUCUGUUGAAGACUGCAACCAGGCCCUCAAAAUCCAACCCAAUUACACCAAGGCCCUUCUGAGGAGGGCGGUCUCAAAUGCAAGGCUUGAGAGGUGGGUGGAAGCUGUGAGAGAUUACGAGUUAUUGAGGAGGGAACUUCCUGGAGACAACGAGGUUGCUGAAUCUCUACAGCGUGCACAAAUUGCGUUACAGGAAUCUCAUGGAGGGGAAGUUGGUAUGAACUUUGGUGGUGAAGUAGAAGAUAUUUCCAACCUAAAUAAGUUUAAAGCGGCAGUAUCUUCUCCUGGCGUUUCAGUACUUCAUUUCAAAGUGGAAUCAAAUGAACAAUGUGAAGAAAUAUCCCCAUUCAUAAAUAUGCUGUGUGUUCGAUAUCCAUCUGUUAAUUUCUUUAAGGUGGAUGUGGAGGAUCUCUUAGCAGUGGCAAAAGCUGAGAACAUAAGAACCGUUCCAACAUUUAAGAUAUAUAGGAAUGGAGAGAAAGUGAUGGAGCUAAUCCGCCCAACCCAUCAAUUAUUGGAGGACUCAGUGAGGAAUUGCAGUACCUAGAGCAAUGCCCAACCAUACAGCCAUUCUAUGGUAACUGUCCAGUAUUCACCAUAUCUACUCAACUCAUUCUAGGAUUAUUAGUUCUACCUGUUAGGCAAUUACCUUCAUAAUUGUUUCAUAGAGCUUUAAAUCAGAAAAACCCUCCGGAAAUUAGCGUCUUAGUUCAUAUUUGCGGGAUUAUAUUUUCUUUCCAUUUUGAUAUCUGUGAUUCAUUCUUCUACUUUUCAGUUCCACUAGUUGUCCUAAUUUUUUGUCAGACUUAUUCUUAUAUCCUCAUGUUCUAUAUUUUGAGGAAAGAGCUGAAAAUUUGUACAAUUUAUUAUAUUGUCUGCUUUGUUAAAACCUACAUAUGAGAGAAUGAGAGAGAAGAAAGUGAUAGUUGCUGUUA